Penicillium vulpinum is the source of this 1203-nucleotide messenger RNA. RefSeq lists its product as uncharacterized. Gene Ontology annotation, molecular function: deoxyribose-phosphate aldolase activity. Gene Ontology annotation, cellular component: cytoplasm. The transcript is spliced from 4 exons. Gene Ontology annotation, biological process: deoxyribonucleotide catabolic process; carbohydrate catabolic process. The record is from RefSeq and is a predicted model, not a curated record. Lineage: Eukaryota; Fungi; Ascomycota; Eurotiomycetes; Eurotiales; Aspergillaceae. The coding region runs from base 1 to 1203 and encodes 400 amino acids.
AUGUCUGCCAGACCCUCAAAGCCAAUCUAUUUCUCCAACGGGGAGGCUCUCCAGAGCCCCCCGUUUACCGUGCGGCUCAGCCGCUUCAUCGAGAGCGUUUACUUUUUCCUUGGCCUGUACUUCACUACACUCUUAUCGCUUGACUCAUACGCCGCCGCCGAGAACUCCUCUUUCAAUAUUAAGAAUCAGGGCAAUAAAUAUACUACUCGCCCUCGCUGGGGAGGCAGCACAAACUCAUUCGGUGGAGGAGGUGGUGGAGGUGGAGGUGGUGGCGGCGGUGGUCCGGGAUCCGGUCCCCGACGCGUGGGACGUGUGGAUGAUUUGAACACAUUUCCGGAAGUAAUCCCUAACACUACUCCGGCGGCGUGCUCUCCAAGCCAAGGCACAGUACACAAACCGACCAGCAUGAGUGCCAUCCCAUCAACAGACGCCGAAUGGGCGGAAAAGAUAGCCAACAUGAAGAAGCAGCUGCCCAGACACUCACUAUCCCAGCCGCCAAUUUCAACACAAAUCCACCGCACAAUAGACCACACUCUCUUAUCAACCCCAGUCGACCCCUCACAGAUCGACACGCUAUGCAAAGAAGCUCUUGAAUACGAGUUCGCCGCCGUAUGUGUACGACUGGAGCACGUCGCCCGCGCAGCAAGCCACGUCAAAGGCACCACCACAGCUCUCGCAUGCGUGGUCGGAUUCCCCGAGGGUACGCACGCUACAGCGGAGAAAGUGAGUGAAGCCAAAGAGGCUGUUGCGCAGGGCGCCACCGAACUCGACAUGGUGAUCCGGUACGACCUGCUGAAAGAGGGCCGGUACACGGAUGUGUACAACGACGUUCGUGCGGUGCGCAACGCAGCUCCGGCACCAAUUAUCCUCAAGGCGAUUGUGGAGGCGUCUCUGCUUGGGGAGGACCAGAUUAUCGAUGCGACGAUCGUGUCGUGCUUGGCUGGCGCGGACUAUGUCAAGACUAGCACGGGCUGGAAUGGCGGUGCAAGUGUUGCGCAGGUUAAGUCUAUGCGCUUUGCGGCGGAGCUGUGUGGGUGUUCUUGCAUGAUUAAGGCUAGUGGAGGUAUACGUACUGCUGAGGCUUUGUUGCGCAUGCUUAAGGCUGGAGCACUUCGCAUUGGAACUAGUUCUGGGGUUAGUAUUAUGAAAGAGAUUGAUGAGGGGGAGGCUCUUGAACAGGGAUGUGGUCAUGCGGUGGCUUGA